AAAAACAGCUCUGUAGUCAUAAGGUUUGAGAUUUUGGUACAGCUUUUCGUUUGCGAAAAUCUUUCGGGACCUUCGAGAAACGGGCCCUAGGCUUUACAAGUGAACGCCCUUUCGGCACCCACGCGCUUUCAAAACAUGAAGCGGGUACCUGAAUCUGACACGGGUGACCUAGCAACCAUAGAACAGCGAGUUCUGCCAACCGUUUCAUUUCCCUGAUCCACCAGUGAAUAAUUCAGUUGGUGUUUUUCGAUAGGACACAACGUCGAGCGUAUACUGAAAUUUUUCCCAAACGACUGUCGGCGCCAUGUUGGAGAAGAAGUGCUCGACCGGCCGCUCCUCACGGCGCUAUCUGCGAGCGUUACUUGUGUUAGCUGCCUCGUGUGUUGUGGUGGCAGGAGUGGGAUUCCUAUUCAGGGAUACGCCAUUUGUAAGAGAUCUGAAGAAAAGGUUUAUGAUGGGAAGCCCAACGAGCGCUAAACAACCAGUCAAACAGCACUUUUACCAGCAUGCUGCUGUGGCCGCAGACAAUGCUGAGUGUUCCAAAGUGGGACGGAACAUUCUCAAGAAAGGGGGUUCUGCUGUUGAUGCUGCCAUAGCAACCACCUUGUGCGUUGGCGUCAUCAACAUGCAUUCCACUGGGAUCGGAGGCGGUGGGUUUAUGAUGGUGUACGACAGUCACAAACGGUCAGCGGAGAUGAUCGACUUCAGAGAGACGGCGCCUGAGCAUUCUGGUGUUGAUUUGUUCAAAGGAGAUCCCUUGAAUGGGAUUCGAGGUGGACUAGCUGUUGGAGUUCCCGGAGAGCUGCGAGGCUUGGAAGCUGCGUGGAAGAAAUACGGCAAGUUACCAUGGAAGGAAUUGUUUAAACCAGCUAUACACAUCGCUAAAAAAGGGUUUAUCAUUCCAGAGACGGUAGCAAUAGCGAUAAACAUCUGGAAAGAUCUACUCAUGAAGGACAAGACGUUUAGACGAGAUUUUACCAGAAAUGGAAAACUCUUGAAAAAAGGAGACCUCUUGAAACGACCACAGUUGGCCAAAACUCUUCAACUUAUUGCACGGGCGGGAAGCGCCGAACCAUUUUAUAACGGAGCAAUGAGCAAAACUCUCGUCAAAGAAGUACGCGCUGCUGGAGGGGUUCUGACAAGGAAUGACCUCAAGAACUACAAAGUCAAGUUUCGUCCAGCGUUAAAAAGCAAGCUGGAUGACAUGACGCUGCUGAGCACUCCACCGCCUACCGCUGGACCAGUGCUGGCUCUGACUUUAAAUAUCUUGGACGGAUUCAAAUUAAGGCAGAACGAUCUUGAUGAAAAUCCAGUGAGAACGUAUCACCGUAUCAUCGAAGCAUUCAAGUUUGCGUACAAGUAUCGAUCACUGCUCGCUGACCCUGACUAUGAGAAGGAAGUUAACAAGACUGUCAAGGAAAUGAUGAGUACAAAACUAGCGGACGACAUUAGACACCAAAUCACGGACACAAAAACACACCUUCAAGACUACUACGGAUCUCGAUACCACGUGCCUAUCAAGACUGGAACAACUCAUCUUGCCGUGCUUGCCGCCAAUGGAGAUGCAGUCUCGCUUACGAGCACUGUGAAUGGAUAUUUUGGGGCAAAGUUUCUCUCAAACAAGCUUGGAUUUGUCUAUAACAACGAGAUGGACGACUUCAGCGCACCAAACGUCACGAACGAAUUCGGACUUCCACCAUCACCUGUUAAUUUCAUCAAGCCAGGGAAGAGACCGCAGUCCUCGGCCGUGCCCGCAAUGGUACUGGACAAAAAAGGAAAUGUGCUAAUGACGAUUGGCGCUGCUGGGGGUACUAUAAUCACAACUUCUGUUGCCCAGGCCAUCAUGAACUAUUUCUGGUUUAAGAAGAAUCUGCAGACUGCCGUAACAAUGCCUCGAGUACACGACCAGCUCUAUCCUAACUAUGUAUUCGCUGAGACUAAGUUUCCAACAGAAGUAGUUAACGGUCUAAAGGCUCUUGGACAUCAGGUAAACGUGAGCGACGUUAGCCAUGGAGUAGUCCAGGGAAUUGUGAAAAACCCUCACAAGUUCAAAAUGGUUGAUUCCCACGGAAAACGAAAAGGCUACGUGUACAGUUUGGUACCUCAAAUCUACGCAGAAUCUGACUACAGAAAAGGAGGCCUUCCCGCGGGAUAUUAACGCUCACUGGUCACCGAGGGUCCAACAUAGGCUUUUCCAAUCCCGCAUCCCGCCACUGUUUUUGGCUUUAUCCCACCAUCCUACUCCAGUCAGAAUGUUUAUCGAGAUCCCGCCUGGUUAGACUUGAAGUUCCCCGCGUAACGUCCAUAGCCUGUGAUUUUUAUGUUGUUCUUCCCGCAUCCCGCCGUCAAUUUUAAAGCUAUCCCGCAUCCCGCCUGUCAAAAUGAGCAAAUCGUGUUUCAGCCGAAGUAUUUCUUAUCGCGCAUCCCGCCAGUAAAAUUUAUUUCAUCCCGCAUCCCGCCAAACCUAUGUUGGACCGCGAGAAUCACCAGUUGAGACAACAGUGAUGUUAUCAAGCAAUCACGUUCAGCUGUCAGGAAAAAAAAGAAAAAAACCCAUUUUAUACGAAGGAGACGUUCAGGAGAAAGACGUUGUACUAUAUUUUGAAAAUUCUGCAAUCGUUCAACGAUGGAAUCUGCCGGAAUUUGACCUGACAGCAAUAUGAGGUUAACAGACAUCGAUAUGGACGAAAACUUCAUUGCACGAUCAGGGAAAACUAUACGAAAGAGCAUAAAAAAGUAAAUGUAAAUUCGAGACCCUGAUAUUGAAUUUUAUUCAGCUGUAUUCCGUUUUGUAAUGAUCUUGAUGGGGUAUAUAAACUAACUAUGUGUUGGCUUUACCGUUAACAGCACAAAGCAUGAUUAAAAACAAUGCAUUUUACACCUCA
Orbicella faveolata is the source of this 2885-nucleotide messenger RNA. RefSeq names its product glutathione hydrolase 1 proenzyme-like. The record is from RefSeq and is a predicted model, not a curated record. NCBI's taxonomy places the organism in Eukaryota, Metazoa, Cnidaria, Anthozoa, Scleractinia, Merulinidae. Gene Ontology annotation, biological process: glutathione catabolic process. Gene Ontology annotation, cellular component: plasma membrane. Gene Ontology annotation, molecular function: glutathione gamma-glutamate hydrolase.